This is a messenger RNA of Thecamonas trahens ATCC 50062, 539 nucleotides long. Its product is annotated as vacuolar ATP synthase proteolipid subunit. The record is from RefSeq and is a predicted model, not a curated record. Gene Ontology annotation, cellular component: proton-transporting two-sector ATPase complex, proton-transporting domain. Gene Ontology annotation, molecular function: proton transmembrane transporter activity. The coding region runs from base 16 to 411 and encodes 131 amino acids. NCBI's taxonomy places the organism in Eukaryota, Apusomonadida, Apusomonadidae. The transcript has 4 exons. Gene Ontology annotation, biological process: proton transmembrane transport.
CCUCUCUUCCCUAGCAUGGCUACCCCUGUCCCGUGUCCGGCUUACGCAGGCCUUGUGGGGCAUAUGGGCGUGUCUGCAGCCAUUGCCCUUGGGUGCCUCGGCUCCGCAUACGGCACUGCCAAGGCCGCAUCGGGCAUCGCCUCGGUCGGCGUUCACAACCCAGCAUCGUCAUGCGGGCACUCAUUCCUGUCGUCAUGGCUGGUAUUGUCGGCAUCUAUGGCCUCAUUGUCGCUAUCGUCCUCUCCUCCUCAAUGGAGCCUGAUCAGUAUCCCGCUGCCAAUGCGUUCCUUGAUCUCGGAGCAGGACUUGCCGUUGGCCUCUCUGGUAUGGCCGCAGGCAUGGCCAUUGGUGUUGUUGGCGACUCGGGCGUCCGCGCUUUUGCCCAGCAGUCGCGCGUCUACGUCGCCAUGAUCCUCAUCCUCAUCUUUGCUGAAGCCCUUGGUCUCUACGGCCUCAUUGUCGGCAUCGUCAUGAACGGCCAAAAGCUCGGCACCGGCUCGUUCACAUGCAAUCACGGCUUGUAAACCCCCCGUACAUCA